AGGACUGGUAAUCUUAUGAAAAAAACGUGAGUUUAUACAAAACACAGGCACGUCUCUCGGUAACAUUGGUUAAAACUCUUCAAGCGUCCUCUCGUUUUGGGGUGUUGGCACACGGAAGGAUGUAGAGACACAACUCGACCAAUGAUUUCUCAAGGGUGGGGUUUACUGUAUGGCGAUACUUGUACUUUUUAUUGAAAAACUACUUGAAAGAAUAAUAAAAAGUGUUCGCUGUCUUCCGAAUUUACGUGAAACCCUUGCUGUACUCGAACGUGCCAUCAUAAUGUUCGCCGAGUAAUUCGCUUUUUUCCAAAGCAAAACCCUGGAAAUCUUGACGAGGCUUUCCAUUGACCGUUCUGUGGAGACCUUGUGUGUGUUUGUGUGGGCGAGUGAGCUCGAAGAGAAUUCAACAUGGUUCUUGCCCACCUAAAAGGGUUUGGAAAGCAGCUUCUGAGGGUGAAGAUGGUCGACUGCAGCACAGAAGAGUCUCGGCUUGCUCGAUGUCUCAACACAUUAGAUCUGGUGGCUCUUGGAGUGGGCAGCACAUUGGGCGCUGGCGUCUACGUGCUGGCCGGAGCCGUGGCCCGAGAAAAUGCUGGACCGGCUAUCGUUGUGUCCUUCCUUAUUGCAGCACUUGCCUCGGUCAUGGCCGGACUGUGUUAUGCUGAGUUCGGCGCACGUGUACCCAGGACAGGCUCCGCAUAUCUGUACAGCUAUGUGACAGUAGGGGAGCUGUGGGCCUUCAUCACUGGCUGGAACCUCAUCCUCUCCUACAUUAUAGGGACCUCCAGUGUGGCUCGGGCGUGGAGUGCAACCUUCGAUGGGCUCAUUGGUAAACACAUAGAAAACUUCUGCAGACUCCACAUGAAUAUGAAAAUGCCGGGAGUGCUAGCAGAGUAUCCAGACAUGUUUGCUGUUCUCAUCAUCCUCACACUCACAGGGUUGUUGGUGUUUGGGGUGAAGGAGUCAGCUAUGGUCAAUAAGGUGUUCACCUGCGUCAACGUUCUGGUCUUGAUGUUUGUGGUGGUGUCUGGCCUGAUCAAAGGAACCCUCAAAAACUGGAACCUGAGUCCUGAGGAGAUCUUAAACAAAACGUCCUCUAUGAAUACAUCAGAGCUGUUGUCAUUUGGAAAGAGUCUGGGUGUUGGAGGCUUCAUGCCCUUUGGCUUCUCUGGAGUUUUGUCUGGUGCCGCAACCUGUUUCUAUGCUUUUGUCGGAUUUGAUUGUAUCGCCACAACAGGUGAGGAGGUGAAGAAUCCUCAGAGAGCAAUACCCAUCGGCAUUGUAGCAUCACUCCUCAUCUGUUUCGUUGCAUACUUCUGCGUAUCAGCUUCCCUCACUAUGAUGAUGCCAUACUACAUGCUGGAUGAGAAAAGCCCUCUGCCUCUGGCAUUCAAAUAUGUAGGCUGGGAAGGGGCGACUUAUGCAGUGGCUGUUGGCUCUCUUUGUGCCUUGUCUACCAGUCUAUUGGGCUCCAUGUUCCCAAUGCCCCGUGUAAUAUGGGCCAUGGCUGAAGACGGACUUCUCUUCAAGUUCUUGGCUAACAUCAGUGAAAAAUCCAAAACCCCUAUAAUGGCCACUGUAACCUCGGGCAUAGUGGCAGCGGUGAUGGCUUUAUUGUUUGAUCUGAAAGAUCUGGUUGACCUCAUGUCCAUCGGCACCCUGUUGGCAUACACACUAGUUGCAGCCUGUGUCCUCAUCUUGAGGUAUCAACCAGAGCAGCCCAGUGUGAAUGUAGAAUAUCAGAUUGCCAGUUGUCAGGAGGACACCAAUGUUGACUCCAUUAAUGAGAGCAGUAAUGGUUUUCUGCCUGGAUCUCAAGACUUCUGCACUCUUAGCAAUCUCCUCUUCCCCAAAAACACAGAGCCAUCCCAUUUCUCUGGCUUUGCCGUCAACAUCUGCACUAGCAUAUUAGGUGUGUUGGUGUGUGUGUUCUGUUUAAUGGCGGUGCAGGGUGGCUUUCAAGUCUGGUCUCUUGCUGUUCUUGGAGCUCUGGCCGUGGUUUGUUUCAUCAUAACCAUGAUAAUAUGGAUGCAGCCUGAGAGCAAGACCAAACUGUCCUUUAAGGUUCCCCUGCUGCCGUUCCUCCCUGUCCUCAGUAUGUUUAUUAAUGUGUUUCUGAUGAUGCAGUUGGAUUCAGGCACCUGGAUGCGUUUUGCCAUUUGGAUGGCCAUAGGUUUUUUUAUCUAUUUUUCCUAUGGGAUCUGGAACAGUACAGAAGCAGCCUUGGCCAGUAACAGCACUGAAGUAAGCAUAGACAACUUCAAACCUAUAAUGACUAAUGGACUUCCUGCACCAGAGAAAGAGGCUUUUUUGAGUAACGGUAUUAGUGCUGCUGGUGAGGAGGACAGUGACCCUUGAAAAUACACUUGAAAUGCCUUUAAGUGGUAGCAUCAUGUGCUUAGAACCUACACUUGACGCUCAAGUUUGCUGCUCUUCAAAAUACCAAAGACUUUGUUACUAAAGAUCCAAAGCACCUUUAAGCAGCAUUACAAGUCGUGAUAUGAUCAUUUAUAUUUACUAGAUUUAUUUGGGUAAAAAACAUGAAGGACCGCAUUACUGAUUGUAAAAGGGACAGAACACAUGUGCUCUGAGCAUAUGUAGGGAAGUACACUGCACUAUUAGAACCAUUGGUUCCUCAUAUGUCAAAUUGGUUUAUUUAAUUUUUUUCUAUUUUAUUGUAUUUUUUGGCUUGUUUCCAUCAUGCUUUCCCAUUCACUUUUAAAAGGGUCUUGAGCAAAUUGCACACUGAACAAAUCGUUACCCUAUUUUUGUUAUCAAUUUGUCCUCUCAGGCAUGAGGUCACGGUUUGUAGACUUUUAUGAGUUUAAGUUACUAAGAUUUCUUGCAUGAGAGAAGACGUUACCUGCAGGGUGGGAAAUUAACACCUGCCACCAGCCAACUGUCAGUACUUAUUUGGGUAGUGGCGGGUAGCUUUGCCUUCUCUACCAGCCACUGUGGAGGGUAACCUGAGAAAAGUCUCGGAUUGCCCUUUCAGCAAAGAACAGAUGAAGAAAAGAUGGCGAAUUGGACACUUUUAGUCAUUCCUUCAGAUUUCUAAAGAUGUUUUCUUCUCAUACGCACAUCACGAGUGCUUUUCAAAGGGCAACGAAGGCAAUUCUGUCUGAUCCGAACUGACAGAAUGUCUUCUGUGGCACAAGUCACAGAAACUUUUAAUGAUGGUUACAGGAGGAAUGUAACAUAACACACAUUGCAUCACAUCCUGCUGCGUAUGGGGCUGCGUAGCCGUUGACCGCUCAGAGUGCCCAAGAUGACCCCUGUCCACCAUCAAAUGCGCCUACAGUGUGUCAGAACUGGACCUUGCAGCCGUGGAAGAAAGUCGCCUGGUCCAAUGAGUCCCAUUUUCUUUUACAUCAGGUGGACAGCCAUGUACGUGUGUGCCAUUUUACCUGGGGAAGUGAUGGCACCAGGAUGCACUAUGGGAAGACGACAAGGCGGUGGAGGAAGUGUGAUGCUCUGGGCAAUGUUCUUCUGCGAAACCCUGGGUCCAGCCAUUCAUGUGGACAUCAAUUUAAAACGUGCCACCUACCUAAACAUCCUUGCAGACCAGGUACACCCCUUCAUGGCAAUGGUAUUUCCUGAUGGCAGUGGCCUCUUUCAGCAGGAUAAUGUGCCCUGCCACACUGCACACAUUGUUCGGUAAUGAUUUGAGGAACAUAACGAAGUGUUCAAGGUGUUGAAUUGGCCUCCAAAUUCCCCAGAUCUCAAUCCGAGCAUCUGUGUGAUGGACCAACAAGUCCGAUCCACAGCGGCUCUAUCUCGCAACUGACAGGACUUGAAGGAUCUGCUGCAGAUGUAUUGGUGCCGGAUACCACAGGACACCUACAGGGGUCUUGUAGAGCCCAUGCCUCGGCAGAUCACGUGAUGAUUUGGUGGCACGCGGAGAACCAACAGCAUAUUAGGCAGAUGGUCAUAAUAUUUUCAGUCAUAUACUGUACAUAAAAAACACAUUUAUAGUGAGUGCUUUUUUACAUCUGAAUUUAAAAAUGGCUGGAAAAAUUGCGCUGUCCGUCGGCCAAAAAUUUUUAUUUCUCACCCUGAUUAUGUGCAAACAAUGUCUGGGAACAGGAUAAGAAACAUCUCAAUUAUUCAUUGGGAUUGCGAAUGGUUAACUGUUGUGUGCAUGUUGCUUUUGUUAGCAGUUUUACAUUUGUUGGGUCUGGUGUUAGGCUAAUUAUAUGUGUACAGUAUAUUUUGUAUACUUUAAAAAAAAAAAAAGUGUUUUAUUUAAGUUUAUCCUUUUUUUUGGGGUUAGAAUUUGAAAACCAAAAUAUGGAGUAUGAAUAAUUAUGUUGGAUUAUAAAUAGUUGAUCCACCAUAAACUGCAUUUUUUCAACAGCUGACGCUUUAAAUUUAGGUUCAUAAAUACAAUUUUCAAUUAUUCAUUUUAGCAGAAACGUUAUUGAGUGUAUUACAUUUCAAUGCAUUUUGCACUGUAUUUUUUCAACAAUUAUAUAAUAAUCAGUUUUUGACAUCAAACAAUAUUAAGGGAACUGUAAAUGUACUGUAAAUUCUUGCAAUAAAUUAUUUUAAUGUUUGUACAGAAAAUAGCAUUUCUAUUAUGUUUAUUGUGAGGGGAAAAAAACAGCAUUUUCAUGAUGGAAGAAUUGUCACAAAACCCUAUUCUGAAAGGUCGAUCAUAUAUGUAAAGUAUUUUUAUUCCUAUAUUAUCAAGUUACCAAAACUACAAUUUAAGCACAGUACAGCAACAUUUUCUCUGCUCUUUCUUUAAGUUUCUGUUCUUGCUUCUGGAGAAUAUCUCUUAUUGCAUGACUUGUGCAAUGAUGCUUGAUUUCUAAAGUACAAUUGACCAAUUUUUUUCUUUCAAUGAACCAUUUAUUAACCAACCAGAUUUUCUCAACAAUCUUGCAGAAUAUACCAAUUUACUGGUAAACGUUUACCGAUGGAAUGUGUUUAUUUGAAAUGUACAGUUGCUUUGAUUACAUACAGCAUACGUUUUCUUCACAUUUUUCACACUCGCUAGUUUAUUUAAUUUGUCUUCUAACAAUGUACAAAAUGUGUCAGGAGAUUGUUGUCAUUUUUUUAUCUGUAAGUUAUGACAAUUCCCACCUCUGUCAUCUUCAACACAAUGCUGUAUACUUAAAUUGAGUUAUACUAUGGAAAUUUACAUUUAUGCAUUUGGCAGACGCUUUUAUCCAAAGCGACUUACAGUGCAAUUAUUACAGAGACAAUCCCACCGGAACAACCUGGAGUUAAGUGCCUUGCUCAAGGACACAAUGGUGGUGGCCAUGGGCUUAGAACCUGUGACCUUCUGAUUAACAGCCCUGUGCUUUAGCCACUACGCCACCACCACUCCACAAUGACAUUUUAAAGUUUUUUUUUUUCCCCAUUCUAAGGCUAAUUUCAUUGCUAACUUUUUAUGUAUUUUAUUACAAAUAAAAUCUUCACUCUUCCUGCAUAAUUACAGCUUUAUAUAUAUAGAUAUAUAGAUAUAUUUGGAGAUUUGU
Molecule: messenger RNA, 5486 nt
Organism: Xyrauchen texanus (razorback sucker)
Lineage: Eukaryota; Metazoa; Chordata; Actinopteri; Cypriniformes; Catostomidae
Product: high affinity cationic amino acid transporter 1-like
Exons: 12
Coding region: 409-2358 (649 amino acids)
Biological process (GO): amino acid transport; transmembrane transport
Cellular component (GO): plasma membrane
Molecular function (GO): amino acid transmembrane transporter activity
Source: RefSeq, a predicted model, not a curated record